GUACAUAAGUAUGAUUGUUUACGAUAUAGAGCGAAGGUGGCAAUUCCAUACUAUGGGCAGCAAUAGCAAUACAGAAAAUAGCGAAUCUAGUAUUUGGACAACGGGUAUUGACGAAAUCACGUCACAGAAUUAUGAUAAUAUGAAGGACAAUUGUGUAUCCAACGUUGUAUUGGACUUCUGGUCAUGUCAUCGGAGUUCCGCAGACAUAAAAACACUCAAGGAAGAAGCAAUUGUCAGUUUAAAGGGAAUGACAGCUACCUAUAAAACAAACUGUAACAACCAGGAUGAUAAAAGUCUACAAUCUAAAGAGACUGAGCUCUGAUCACUUUAGCGUCAAUUAGUGUAAGUGUCAACGAUAACACCGAGAUGACAACAAGUGGCAUAUCUGACGGGUACGAAGAAGAUAAAUAUGAGCAGACUGGAUUGUAUUGAAGUAAUAGUAAUAUUUGAAGUUCCAGCAAUGAUGUAAUGCAGUCUACAUUCAAUGAUCCAUGGAUAGCAAAUGAUGGUAAUUUUAUUUUGUAUCCUUUGAACACUUAUGAA
This is a messenger RNA of Ceratosolen solmsi marchali, 543 nucleotides long. RefSeq lists its product as uncharacterized. The record is from RefSeq and is a predicted model, not a curated record. The coding region runs from base 11 to 322 and encodes 103 amino acids. The transcript has 2 exons. NCBI's taxonomy places the organism in Eukaryota, Metazoa, Arthropoda, Insecta, Hymenoptera, Agaonidae.